GAUUCCUCACCACUUCAGUCUGCUACCUGCUGCUGUGAGUCGGUGAUAACUUAGUAGUUCAACAUGGACUGGCGAUGCUUUCUGUUCUCCACUAAAUCAUCAAUAUUUGUUUUGUGGACAGUUUUUUGUGUUAAUCAAGCUGUAGGGGUUAGGAUCACAAGACUGACUGUGCCCUCAGCCGUAAUCAAUGGCUCAGAAGGAAUCGAUAUCCAGUGCGAUUACAGACUGUCAAUCGGUGACUCAGGACUGGUACUCAAGUGGUUCUUGAAUGGUAAUCCACAACCAGUAUAUCAAUGGAUACAUGGCAAACAUCCACAGCUGAUGGGGGAACUGAGGCACAGAUUCAGUCGCAGUUCUCGAGGUCCAAAUGCUGUUCAUAUACUGAAUCCAACCACAGAUCUCGCCGGUGAAUACCAAUGCCUUGUGUCAACCUUCAGAACCGAAGACUACUCCAGCAAAACUAUGGUUGUAUUCGUUCCAGAGAGAGAAAUGAGCUUUGAACAGAUAUAUCAUGAAAUCUCUGGAGUGGACUUUUGCUGCAAAGUGUCAGGCAUCUACCCGGAGCCAGUACUCAUAUUGUACAGGGAAUUGAGAGAGAUUAAAGUCCCUUUGAAAAUGGUUGCAAUCAAUAAAACUAUUGAAAAUGGGCUCUAUACAUUGGUGUCAAAAGCCACUUUACAAGAAGAGGAGCUUUACACAACAACAGUGAUUUUUUGUGAGCUGCAAAUACCUGGUACCAAUUACACCAAACAAAAGACCAGUGUCUACUAUUCAGGAAGAUCGAUGGCAUGGAUUGAUAUGGCCAGUGACUCGUCAACGUUAAAUCUCAAAAUUUUUCAUUUCCAGUUUCCAUUCUAUUGUACACUAUUUUCCAUUAUGACAUCCUUUUUAUGGCCUGGUCAUUGUAUUUUACUCUAUGGUCAUGUGUAAUACUCGAAUGAUUUGCUAACUUAGU
Molecule: messenger RNA, 955 nt
Organism: Nilaparvata lugens (brown planthopper)
Lineage: Eukaryota; Metazoa; Arthropoda; Insecta; Hemiptera; Delphacidae
Exons: 6
Coding region: 64-930 (288 amino acids)
Source: RefSeq, a predicted model, not a curated record